This is a messenger RNA of Ascoidea rubescens DSM 1968, 459 nucleotides long. RefSeq names its product cytochrome c oxidase subunit VII (gene COX7). The coding region runs from base 104 to 286 and encodes 60 amino acids. The transcript is spliced from 2 exons. The record is from RefSeq and is a predicted model, not a curated record. Lineage: Eukaryota; Fungi; Ascomycota; Saccharomycetes; Ascoideales; Ascoideaceae.
UGCCCUUUAUUUCACUAUCACCUCUUAUAUCCAACAUCUGAGCUAUCAAUUCCAAUUUACAUACCACAACACAUAUUAUCACUCACUCACAAUCAACACCAAAAUGCCAAAAAACACUGUUAUUGAAUUACAAAGAUUAUAUCAAAACUCUGAUAAAUCACUAUGGAUGAGACACCCUCGUUCUAAAUUCUACAUCUACCCUUUCUGGGGUUUAUUUGCUUUUACCACCGGUGCCACUCUUUAUUACUCUGGUAGAGCCAUUCUCGGAAUCAAAGAGAAGAAAUAAGUCUAGUAUCUGUUUAUUUUAAUUUUAUUUGAUUUGAUUUAAUGUACUCUACACUAUUCACAGGAUGAUUUAAAUGAUAUUUUAAUAACAAUAACUUUGGUUGAUUUAUUUCCAAUAUUAAUAUUCAAAGAAAAAAAAUUGAAAUUCUUGGUGCUCGCUUUUUUUUUUUUUAG